This is a messenger RNA of Phlebotomus argentipes, 8410 nucleotides long. It is a transcript of the gene unc79, whose product is annotated as protein unc-79 homolog. The transcript has 18 exons. Gene Ontology annotation, molecular function: protein binding. Bases 209 to 8410 code for a protein of 2733 amino acids. The record is from RefSeq and is a predicted model, not a curated record. NCBI's taxonomy places the organism in Eukaryota, Metazoa, Arthropoda, Insecta, Diptera, Psychodidae.
AUUUCUCCCGCAGCUUCUCGGCGACAUUUUGCGGAGCUCCCGGGAAAAGUGUGGCUUUCAGGGUGGCAAGGGGCGCUUCACACCCAGCAAAACCAACCCCAGCACUCCGGAAGCCCCAGAUUAGUGACGUGAGUGUGCAAAUUUGCCAAAAACCACUCAAUUUCUUGCGAAAAAAAAGAGUCAAUUUGCCAAUAGCAGGGCGUCGACCAUGGAAAAUUUUCGGGUGCAACUCAUCAACAUGGGCACGCGAGCGGCAGCUUAUCAAGCCAAGCUCCGCUGUCUCUAUGAUUACCACCUCAGGCUGCUGCACAACAUCAUUCCGCUCCCAUCUGGAGUGGACAUUGCCAACAACAUCAAGUACUUCUCUCAGACGCUGCUCACGCUCCUGAAAGAUGUGCCAAGCUCGCCGUACCAGAUGAUUAAGGACCCAUCGCAGGAUCAGGCGCGCAUGUCCGCCUACCCCAACCUCGAGUACGGAAACCUCUACAAUGCCAUCAACAUGCUGCUCGACGUGGCGUCCAACAUUCAGUACGGCCUCGUGAUGUUCGGCAAGGCGGUGCUUCAGUGUCUCAGCUGCAUCCUGCCGUUCCUCGACAGGGAUCUGAUCGACAAUCUGCCCUACUUGACGGCGUCCUGCAUCUCAGUCUUGCCACCGUCGCUCCAUCAGGACGUCAUCAACUCGCUGUGCUUCUACAUCCUUCCGUUCACCAUCACUCGCCAAAGCGUUGAGGAGCAGGAAUGUCAAGCCUGCCAAUCAGUCUCCGCUGUUAUCAUGCUGGUUUUCCAGUACUCUUCCAAUCCAGCACAUCAUUGUCAGCUUCUGGAGUGCUUGAUGACACUCAAGCACAACGUGGUGAAGGAUCUCCUUUGCGUCAUCGCCUACGGAACCGCAGCUUCGAGAUCUUCAGCGGCCAAGCUUCUGUUCUACUACUGGCCAGCCUUCAACACCAAUCUCUUCGACCGCCGAGGACUUCUCUGCAAGUUCACAAAUGACUUGGUGCCCUUCGUCUGCCAGAGGGAAUCCUGCCCAAAUGCCGGCAACGCCGAGGCCGUUAAAGUGUGCUACAACCACAGCAUCAGCAUCAUCUAUGCUUCAGAGUGUCCGCCGCCGCUCUACCUCUGCAUCGAGUGUGCCAACGAUAUCCACCGGGAACACCCUGACCAGACCUUCUCCGACAUUCUGCAUCCCAUGCAACAAGUGUCGAUGGUCUGCGAGAACAAGAAUUGCCGUUCAACGGACAAAUCAGCAGUUUCCAUCUGCUUCUCCACCGAGUGCGCCAGCUACAAUGGAAACCACCCCAUCAGAUACUGCCUCCAGUGUCAUGGCAAUCGCCACAACAGCCGACGAGGUGGAGAUCACAUUGUGCACCGCAGUCUUCCGCCCGCCUGGCAAAUGGACGCGGAAAUGCAGACUUACAUGGUUGAGUCCGUGGUUAGUCUCUUGCGCGAAGCGAAGCCGCAGAACUUCGAGCCGGGAAAGGACUCAACGGUGGAUUCCACUAAGCCUUCCGUGUCGAAUGCGCCGCAGGACAACAUAAGCUUGGAGGAGAGACAGCAAUUGGGAAGAUACGGAAUCUGGCUGCUCGUCGGCCGAUGCACUCCCACUCAAGACACGCCAGUCGAGAUUCUAGGACGCCUGCUAUCCAUGCUGUUCCACUGGUUCCACGUCACAGCCUAUUCCUACGAAGGACAGCUCGAGAGUCCUCUGGAGAAGCUCAAGAUAGAGCACGUCUGCGGAUGGCUGCGCGACAUCAGCAACAGUCACUACAAGGACUUCAUCGCUUGCUUGCUGCCUCAUCCUCCGGAGUACUCCAGAGUCGGCGGUCAUUGGGACACUCUGGCCUCCAGGACGUCCCACCUCAAGGAAGGAUUGCAGCGCCUGAUCUGCCUGGUUCCGUACGAAGUGAUCUCUUCGGAGAUCUGGGACUUUGUCAUGCCGCACUGGAUGGAAGCCAUCACGAAUGACGUUCCCGAGAAGGAACUGCCAGAGCUCAAGAUAGUCCUGAGUAAGAUCCUGGAUCCCGAAAUGUCUCCUUUGGGCUUCGACGCCAAAACCAUGUACAAUUUCGUGGCGAUUCGCUUUGAGAAGACAACGUCGAAAGUCCAGCAACAAGCUCUGCAUUGGCUGCAGAUCCUGACGAAGUUGGAGAUCCUGAUUCCGCUAUCCCAGUUGUUUGCCAUGUUUGGCGAUGGAGUGAGGAUCAUGAAGCAGGGAAUUCACCAUGAGAUGAGAGACAAGAAGGACGGGAAGACGUCUGAGAAGAAGGAUCAAGCGCCGAGAAGAUCCUCAAUCUCUCCUGUCGUCGAGGACGAUUCGGAUGGCAACACUUCGGCGAUCUCAGACGAUGAAGCUCCGCACACAAAGACAACAGAGUUCGCCACGGAUGCGGAGAACAAUCUGACGUGCUGCAUCCUGAUGCUGGACAUCCUGCUGAAGCAGAUGGAGCUGCAGGACAUCGAGCAGCACAUGGGGAUUCACACGAGUGUGUGCGAGAAUGUCUGCAGACUGCUCAAGUGCAUGGUAACGGCGGCCAAGGUGGGAAUGGGCAGUCACACUUGCGGUCUCAAGAUCGCCGAUUGCGGAUACUGCGAAGCUUCCGUGAUGUGGCAUCAAUUGUCCACGAAGCUGGUUCAAUUCAUGGCGCCCAAGAAGCCAACUCGACCCCCAGAUCCGCCAAUUGAGGAGAUCUUCGACGACGAGCGAUCGGCCAGGAAGAGUCCGCCGGAGACGGAGAAGGAGCCGAAGGGACGCGACAGGGAUGUGUCCCUCUCAAUGGCGCCCCUGCCAAUUCCGCUGGGACCUUUAGGGGGCUUGUGUUUUCUAGGUCCAGUACCCGUUGUCCUGCCACAGCCGCCGGAGCCACACUCGAUCGGAGGCGUGCUCGUGUCCAUGCCCAACGUGUGCUCUGGCCGUGAACAAGAAAUUGCGCGCUUUAUUCAUGCCACAGACGAGCCGUUGUUUCAGAUCAUGACCGCCACGGUGGAGACGGUCUCUGAGCAGCUAGAUCUGGCUGCCAUCAUGCCCUCCGAGAAGGUGGUCACGGCUGUGGCGAGGUCCGUCACACUUUCAGAUGCAGACGUCGCAACGGCCACUGUGCAAGUGGCGAAGCCCAAUCUUGUCGGUGGUCCUGGAAGCGAAGGCGACAGGAGCGGAGAUGGCGAGGAUGGAACUGACGAGUUGGAGGACGGAGAGGACUUUUGGCACACUUCAGUUGGCAAGUUCAAGUUCGCUCUCGAUUCCCUGCCUCAGCAACUGCAGUACAUUCAUCAACUGUUGAAGGAGCUGCCUAACAUUGAGAAACCGGACAUUCUCUACUACAUGCUUCAGUGUCUCAACAUUCUCGCUCUGCACGGAGAUGCGCUGUCGAAAGCCGCUCGGGAUCAGCGAGGAUUCUUCAUCUGGUGUCAGGAGAAUCUACUGAUCAAGAACUUGUGGGAAUUGAGCAACGCCGAACAUUCACACAUUUGCGAAUCUGGCGUUCCUCUGCUCCUGCACUGCAUCACUCUUCCGCAUGGAUCCGAUGUCUUCUGGAGGAUUGUCCAGGAGGCCUUCCACGAUUCCGACUGGAGAGUUAGGUUCACCGCUGUGGAGCGCGUGACAGUCAUCACGCGCUUCAUGGACUCGACUCCUCUGCGCACAGAAGUUGGACUCCAGACGGCGCUUGCAACAGCUUUCUGCCACUUGAUCGCCAGCAUGGACGACAUCAACGUCCACGUGGCGCAGAGAGCAACGCUCUAUCUGGGAACCAUUCAUGACAAUGCCAUCAAGAGCUUGCUGUUCUGUCUGGAGUCGCAGUUCGAUCUGUUCAUUGUGGAUCGUCCUGUUGUGCUCCAGAGUGUCUAUCAGCUGCACAAUUCCUUGUCAGAUCGCAAGGUUCUGGCGUGGGAUUUCUUCCUGAAUCGCUUCGAUACGCUGUUCGUGGAGGCGCAGGUGAAUUUGGAGAAGAACGGGGACAUUUCCUACCUCAGAGAUCUGAGAAACUCUGAGAACGGCAGCGAGAUCCUCUCGUCGAAGAUCAGCAAGGCGCGCGAGGCGCUCAGCCAGUCGGACGGAACAGGGAGUAUGGCAAAGACACUGAGUGCGUCCUUCGGGCCCAAGUGGCCGUACAAGCGCACCAUGUCGGCUCCGGCCAGCAUCAUUCCGCGCCAGGACUCGAAAAUGGGUAUUCCGCUGACAUUUCCAUUCCCGAAGAUGUUUUUCAGUAAUCAAGUCCCCUCCACAACAGAGAAGGAGAAGGUGUACAACCGCCAAAUCUCGGCGCCAAUCCUCAAGCGGAAGAGCUCGCGCUUCGGACUGGAUGGACACUUCCACUCGUUCGGCGGCGCCGGCGAGGACACUCUGUCCGGCUGCCUGAACAGGAUCAUCGAUCUGGAGGAGCAGGACAAGGAGACGAUCCACCUGCUCGUCUUCCUGCUCAUGCAAUUCAUGUCGCGCCCAGAUCAGGCCUUCCCGUCUGAGGAGAAGCCCAUGGCCAAGGCGCAGUCAAUUGUGCUGCGCCAUCUCUAUCUGCUGCUGGGCUUCAGCCAGCAGGAGAAGAACUUCCAACUCCCCCCGGGAAGAUUGCGCAGCUCCACCGUCUUCAACGCUUUCCUGGCCAAUCUGCCACAGGUGCUGGACCAGAAUCACCUCAUGGGCUGGACGAUCAUUCCCACGGCGCUGCAGAUUCUGCUGUACGCGCCCAAUCCCAUGAACGGCACCUCCGCGCCCACCGCCGAGGCGCAGGCCAACCUGGCCUACACCUACUCCCUGUGGUUCCUGGAGCCGCACCAGCGCCGCAACUGGCUGAUGGCGGUGAUCGUGGUGCUGUACAAGUAUCAGUACACGCAGCCGCCGCUCUGCUCGCAGAUCAACCACGUGAUCCGCAUCGUGCUGAACUGCCUGGAGUCGCAGUUCCACCAGUGCAAGCGAAUCCCCGCCACGGUGAUCAUGGAUCUUCCCGUGUCGUCGCGCUCUCGAGACGUCAGCCAACCAUCCCUGGGCACAGAUCCUGAGGACAGAGUGCAGGAAACUCCGCCGGCAUCGCCGAUCCUGGCCGCAGAGGGAUCCGGAUCCACCUCGAAGUCCAAACCGACGAAAGCCACGUUCAGGAAGUACCAUGACUCCAGCCUGGAGGCGGAUGACACAGAAUCUGAGCUCGUGGCGAUUCCCGAGAGUGAUCUCUCGGACAGCACACUUCAUGGCAGCAGCGCUCCUGGAUCCUUCGACGAUCCGCUGCACUUCGAGGAGAUCUGCGCACCGCUGAAGCCCGAGAUUCUGCGCAACAAAGCCACCGCGCACACCGUGACGACAGCCAAUCUGGCUACGGCGCACGUGGCCAUGUCCACGCUCACGCCCGGGGACAAGGUGGAGGAGAAGACGGAGACGUCCACGAGCAGGAAGACGCAGAAGGUUGUCAUGUCGGGCGGAGCGAAGAUGCUCACGUACAAGACGACCACGCUGGAGACGACGAAAGUCACCACAACCAAAUCCUCCGUCUGCACCGUCCAGGACGGCGUGAAGCUGCUGGUGACGGCUGGCCAGGCCAAGGAGCGAGCCAUCCUCAAUCCACCGGUGUCUGUCGAGCGGGCAGUUGUGGUCACGCAGCCCACGAUGAGCGUCCGGGAGAUGCAGCAGACGGAUUCCGAGAGUGAGGGCAAGAAGAUGAACUGGACAGAGCAGCCUUGUCCCUCGCCCACGCCCAGGACUCUCGGGAGGCAGAAGAGGAUCGUGGAGCCCAGCAUCACGCCGGCCAGCACGCCAACGUCCAACGCUGGACUGCCAUCGCCCAAUGAGGAUUCCAAGAGCAACUCGAAGGCCAUCAACAAGCGCGGCUUCAAGGUUGUUGAGAAGCCCGAGAGCUUCGGAUCUCCAGACUCGCCACUCUCGAAGAUGAGCAUCAUGACGCAACCGUCGCAGGACAGCAGCGACGGGCUUCUGUCGCCGAAGAGCGUUCAGCAGCUGGAGAUUCCCACGCCAGAGCGCCUGUUGCCGAUUGGGCAGCACGGAAAAGAGGGCAUUGCGCAGCUGGCUGAGCGCGUGAGGGAAGCGCUCACGAUCCCAGACGUGUGUCAGCUGAAGCAGGACAGCCUGGACAAGUCCGAUGGCGAGCAGAGACUCUCCAGCCGCGGAAGCUCGCCCAGAAAGCUGAUCAAGCAAGUGGCGCUGGUGGAAUCGCCUCCGGAUGUGCAGACAGUGCUGAAGAGUGUGACUGACUACAAGAUUUCUGGCAUGAGGACGCCUGAGCAGUUCAGGGUGCAGCGCCAGAGGGCCAAGAAAGCCCUCAUCUCCGAGCCUUCGUCCUCUCUGGACAGGACAAUGGCGAAGUACGCAGGAUCCUGGCAACCGCUCCACUUCCGCCAGGAAGACUCCGAUCCAGACGACGACAGCCAUCACUCGCAGACUUCCGAGAGUCGCAGGAGCUCUUAUCGCGUCGGCGACGAUUGCGUGUGCGGAAGAUGCGGAGAGUGCGGAGCAGUGCUGGAGGAGUACAGCGACGAGGAGAUCGGCAUCCUCAUCAUCAUCCUGGGCACGUUCAUUCACAGGGAGCCCUCUCUGGCCGCUCCCUUCCUGCCCGAGAUCCUCCUGGUGGUCUCCAAGUUCGCCAUGCAGUUCACGUUUCCCUGGCAGUGCGAAAGCACCACGCAUCUGCCCGGAGGAUCUCAAUCCGUGGCGCAUCAAUUCAUCCGCUGCGUCCUCCACCAGCUGGCGCCCAACGGCGUGUUCAUCCAGAUGUUCCUGACCCAGGCGAAUGAAACGCAUCGCAGGAAGUUCUUCAAGAGCGUCGCGCAGGCUCUGAUGGACUUCAACGAGCUGAAUCCCACCAGCCCAAUCCACCUGCUGGUCGAGAGUCUGAACAGCAAGAAGACGCUGCCGCUGGACUCCUUGCCAGUCACUCUGCGCAACAUGGCUGAGUAUCUGCAGUGCGUGCCAUCAGACAUGGGCCCAGGCGCCUGGUCGACCACGAUCCAGGGCAUCGAGGCGCUCUUCCGGCGCCUGAUUCUCAUCCUGCCCAGCCUCGAGGAGCCCGAGAGUCUGCUGGACAUCAUGGUGACGCUGCUGAAGAUCCAGGGCGUGUCCAAGGCCGUGCUCGAUCCCUUCUCGAAGGUCCUCAGCUUCGCCAUCCAGAAUCUCACGCUGAAGCACAAAGUCCUGCAGGAUCUGUGCCUGUUCAGCAGCCGGGCGUUCUCCAAGGAGCGCGACAAGCUCCAGCUCUGCCGCCAGAUGGUGUUCGAGUUGGUGCAGGCGCUCAAGUUCAAGACCAACAUCCCGGACGCCAAUCUGUUGCUGCUGGUCGGCUUCGUGCUGCAGGACGCCGGCGGCGCCGUGCCGCAGGGCGCCAUCGCCGGCCUCCCCGAUCAUCCGCCGAUCUACACCAACAACUCCGGCGAGUGCAUGCGGCAGUACUUGAACGACGUGAUGGACUUCCUGGCGGACUUCCACACACUCAGCAAGAUCAAGAACUUCAAGAGCGGCGCCGCGGCGGCGGGACUGAGCGAAGACACACUCGGCGGCGUGCUGAAGGGCGCCGUGGCGCAGUAUCUGGCGCUGGAGAUGAGUCGCGGCAAUUCCAGGGACAACAAGGCCGUCUCGCGCUACCUUCCGUGGCUGUACAACGCGCCGUCGUCGCUUCAGCAGGGCCCCAAGGAGUUCACGGAGUGCGUGGGACACAUGCGCCUCCUCUCCUGGCUCCUCAUGGGCUCACUCACGCACACCGCGCUCACGGCGCAGCGCAGCGGCCCGAUCGGGCAGCACGGCGCCUCCGUGCACUACCAUCUUCAGCACCCGGCGCACACCGUCACGCAGCCCGUGCCACAGGAGGCGAGCUGCCACAUCGCCGACCACAUCCAGGUGAUCUUCGCCGGCUUCGCCGAGCAGUCCAAGACGUCCGUGCUGCACAUGUCCAGCCUCUUCCACGCCUUCACGCUCUGCCAGCUCUGGACGGUGUAUCUGGAGCAGGCGUCCUGCACGGCGGCGCCCUCGAGCGAGCCCCACAACGUCACCAUGGCGAUCCUGCUGGAGUUCUGGGCCAAGGUGACGCCCUGCAUCCUGCAACUGAUCACGCACUCCAAAGUCGUGAGUAUUUCUCAAUUCUUCCGCAGCUUCUUCAGCCUAAAAUCCCCUUUUUUCUCUCUGCAGCUCUCUGAGAUGGUCAAUCUGCACUUCCUGAGCCUCCUGGAGGCGCUCAAGGAGACCAAAUCCACCAUCCUGGCCAAGCUGCUGCCGCUCUGGAGCCCCGUGCUGUCGUCCAACACUCAGCUCUCGGGCACGCUUCACGUGCGCCUGCAGAGCUGUCGCGACUUGAGUCCCAGUCCGGAGGAGCAGGAGCUGCACUCCUCAGACGCGCUGCUGAAGUGGCUGCAGCGCCUGCAGUUCAAGAUGGGCCAGAUUGAGCUGCAAUCCUCCACGGCGACGCAGUUCUACUCCAUCUAA